Knipowitschia caucasica is the source of this 5970-nucleotide messenger RNA. Lineage: Eukaryota; Metazoa; Chordata; Actinopteri; Gobiiformes; Gobiidae. The record is from the annotation of a GenBank genome assembly.
AUGAGCGUGGAGGCGUAUGGACCCAGCUCGCAGACGCUAACCUUCCUGGACACGGAGGAGACAGAGCUGCUCGGAGCGGACACCCAGGGGUCCGAGUUCGACUUCACGGAUUUCACGCUCCCGAGCCAGACCCAGACCCAGCCAGGCCAGACGCAAAGCCAGCUCGACUGCCAGGUUAAUGGUUCUGACGGGAUCCUGGUGAACGGAGAGGACCCGGUGGUGAAGGCCACUCAGCUGCUGGCAGAGCUCAACUUUGAGGAAGACGAAGAGGAUGCGUUUUACAGCAAAGACCUGCCUGUGCAUGCGUGCAGUUACUGUGGAAUCCAUGAUCCGGCCUGUGUGGUUUAUUGCAACACCAGCAAAAAGUGGUUUUGUAACGGCCGCGGAAACACGUCUGGAAGCCACAUAGUGAACCAUCUGGUGAGGGCCAAGUCCAAGGAGGUGACCCUGCACAAAGACGGGCCUCUGGGGGAGACGGUGCUGGAGUGUUACAACUGCGGCUGUCGCAACGUCUUUCUGCUCGGAUUCAUCCCGGCCAAAGCAGACUCCGUGGUGGUUCUACUCUGCAGGCAGCCGUGUGCGAGCCAGAGCAGCCUGAAGGACAUAAACUGGGACAGCUCUCAGUGGCAGCCGCUGAUCCAGGACCGCUGCUUCCUGUCGUGGCUCGUGAAGAUCCCGUCUGAGCACGAGCAGCUGAGGGCGCGACAGAUCACAGCGCAGCAGAUCAACAAGCUGGAGGAGCUGUGGAAGGAGAGUCCGGGUGCAACUCUGGAGGACCUGGAGAAACCCGGUGUGGACGAGGAGCCUCAACACGUGCUGCUGCGCUACGAAGACGCCUACCAGUACCAGAACAUCUUUGGGCCUCUGGUCAAACUGGAGGCCGACUACGACAAGAAGCUGAAGGAGUCGCAGACUCAGGACAACAUCACAGUCAGAUGGGACCUGGGGCUAAACAAGAAGAGGAUCGCUUACUUCUCGAUUCCAAAAACAGAUUCAGACAUGCGGCUGAUGCAGGGAGACGAGAUCUGCCUCCGGUACAAAGGAGACCUGGCUCCUCCGUGGAAAGGCAUCGGCCACGUCAUCAAAGUCCCUGAUAAUUAUGGAGACGAGAUCGCCAUCGAGCUCCGGAGCAGCACGGGAGCCCCCAUCGAGAUCCCACACAACUUCCAAGUGGACUUUGUCUGGAAGUCCACGUCGUUUGACAGGAUGCAGUGUGCCCUGAAGACCUUUGCUGUGGACGAGACGUCUGUGUCCGGCUACAUUUACCACAAACUCCUGGGACACGAGGUGGAGGACGUCAUCAUCAAGUGCCAGCUCCCCAAGCGCUUCACUGCUCAGGGGCUGCCGGACCUCAACCACUCCCAGGUUUAUGCAGUGAAGACUGUGCUGCAGCGUCCUCUGAGUCUGAUCCAAGGACCUCCAGGAACGGGCAAAACCGUGACCUCUGCUACGAUAGUCUACCACCUCGCUCGACAAGGCAACGGGCCGGUGCUGGUGUGUGCUCCCAGUAACAUCGCAGUGGACCAGCUGACGGAGAAGAUCCACCAGACUGGACUCAAAGUUGUCCGACUCUGUGCCAAGAGCCGAGAGGCCAUAGACUCCCCGGUGUCUUUCCUCGCUCUGCACCAUCAGACCCGGAACAUGGACAGCAUGCCUGAGCUGCAGAAGCUGCAGCAGCUGAAGGAUGAGACUGGAGAACUGUCGUCGUCUGAUGAGAAACGCUACAGAGCUCUGAGACGCACCGCGGAGAGAGAGCUGCUGAUGAAUGCUGAUGUGAUCUGCUGCACUUGUGUCGGAGCCGGAGAUCCUCGUUUGGCAAAGAUGCAGUUCCGCUCCAUCCUCAUCGACGAGAGCACCCAGGCCACGGAGCCGGAGUGCAUGGUCCCAGUGGUGCUGGGGGCCAAGCAGCUGAUCCUGGUGGGGGAUCACUGUCAGCUGGGACCAGUGGUGAUGUGUAAGAAAGCGGCCAAAGCCGGUCUGUCCCAGUCCCUGUUCGAGCGCCUGGUGGUCCUGGGCAUCAGACCCAUCCGGCUGCAGGUCCAGUACCGGAUGCACCCGGCUCUCAGCGCCUUCCCUUCCAACAUCUUCUACGAGGGCUCCCUGCAGAACGGGGUCACCGCCGGCGACAGGAUGAAGAAAGGCUUUGACUUCCAGUGGCCUCAGCUCGACAAACCCAUGUUCUUCUACGUCACCCAGGGCCAGGAGGAGAUCGCCAGCUCCGGGACCUCCUAUCUCAACAGAACCGAAGCGUCCAACGUGGAGAAGAUCACCACGCGGCUACUGAAGGGCGGAGCCAAACCGGACCAGAUCGGGAUCAUCACGCCGUACGAGGGCCAGCGCUCCUACCUGGUCCAGUACAUGCAGUUCAGCGGGUCUCUGCACACCAAGCUCUACCAGGAGGUGGAGAUAGCCAGUGUGGACGCCUUCCAGGGCAGAGAGAAGGACUUCAUCAUCCUGUCGUGUGUCCGAGCCAACGAGCACCAGGGCAUCGGGUUCCUCAACGACCCCCGACGCCUCAACGUGGCCCUCACUCGCGCACGUUACGGCGUCAUCAUCGUGGGAAACCCCAAAGCUCUGUCCAAGCAGCCGCUGUGGAACCACCUCCUCAACUACUACAAGGAGCAGAAGGUGCUGGUGGAGGGGCCCCUGAACAACCUCCGGGAGAGCCUCAUGCAGUUCAGCAAACCCCGCAAACUGGUCAACACCAUCAACCCGGGCGGCCGCUUCAUGAGCACAGCAAUGUACGACGCCAGAGAGGCCCUGAUCCCCGGCUCGGCGUACGACCGCAGCAGCAACGGGCGCUCCUCCAGCCUGUACUUCCAGACCCAUGACCAGAUCGGGAUGAUUGGCUCCGGAGCGAACCCUCUGGCCUCUCUGAACAUCCCCAUCCCCUUUAACCUGGUCUUGCCUCCUCUUCCUCCUCCUGGAUACUUGGGCCAGAUCAACGGACCCUCUGCAGGUCGCGGAGGCCUGAAGGGGAAACCAGGAGGAGGCACUCGAGGCCGUCAGAGGAGCAGGACCAUGGGCAGCGCCGGGGGAGGGGACCGAGGCGGGACCAGCCAGACCAGCCAGGACCUGGGCUCUCAGUCCUUCUCCCAGGGGCCUCUCACCCAGGGCUACAUGAACAUGAGCCAGCCGUCCCAGAUGAGCCAGCCGGGCCUGUCCCAAGCCGAGCUCUCCCAGGACAGUUACCUUGGAGACGAGUUCAAGUCCCAGAUGGACAUAGCUCUGUCCCAGGACUCCACCUACCAGGGGGAGCGAGCCUACCAACACGGGGUGACGGGUGAGACCGCGAGAAUCCGACCAAUCACAAGCGAGGAGGGCACCGUGAGAGGCGAGGAGAGGCGGGGCGGGACUCUCGGGGCCCUGAGCGCGAGACAAGAUGGCCGACCGGGAGACACACGACGAGGAGAAGAAACCGUGGUGGCAACGGGGCACACGGACGGGACGCUCCACACCACUCCCCACGCCCGAGGAGCACCGGGAGAAGACGAGCGAGCACCGGGACAGACGCGCGUGACACCAGGACCAGGGCCGAACCAGGACGGAUCAGGGCCAAACCAGGACAGACCAGGACAAAGCGGGCCAGACUCCACAUUGUGUUUUCCGUUGAUAGCGCUAUGGGAAAAGAAUCGGUCUAAGAUGUUCCCUCACCACCGAGAGCGGGAGCAGCCGAUCUUCAGCACCAGGGCCCAUGUGUUCCAGAUUGACCCCAGCACCAAGAGGAACUGGAUCCCGGCCAGCAAGCACGCCGUCACCGUGUCCUUCUUCUACGACGCCAACCGCAAUGUGUACCGCAUCAUCAGUGUGGGCGGGACCAAGAGUCUGGUUGGUGUCCGCAGAGUCUGGUUGGUGUCCGCAGAGUCUGGUUGGUGUCCGCAGAGUCUGGUUGGUGUCCGCAGAGUCUGGUUGGUGUCCGCAGAGUCUGGUUGGUGUCCGCAGAGUCUGGUUGGUGUCCGCAGAGUCUGGUUGGUGUCCGCAGAGUCUGGUUGGUGUCCGCAGAGUCUGGUUGGUGUCCGCAGAGUCUGGUUGGUGUCCGCAGAGUCUGGUUGGUGUCCGCAGAGUCUGGUUGGUGUCCGCAGAGUCUGGUUGGUGUCCGCAGAGUCUGGUUGGUGUCCGCAGAGUCUGGUUGGUGUCCGCAGAGUCUGGUUGGUGUCCGCAGAGUCUGGUUGGUGUCCGCAGAGUCUGGUUGGUGUCCGCAGAGUCUGGUUGGUGUCCGCAGAGUCUGGUUGGUGUCCGCAGAGUCUGGUUGGUGUCCGCAGAGUCUGGUUGGUGUCCGCAGAGUCUGGUUGGUGUCCGCAGAGUCUGGUUGGUGUCCGCAGAGUCUGGUUGGUGUCCGCAGAGUCUGGUUGGUGUCCGCAGAGUCUGGUUGGUGUCCGCAGAGUCUGGUUGGUGUCCGCAGAGUCUGGUUGGUGUCCGCAGAGUCUGGUUGGUGUCCGCAGAGUCUGGUUGGUGUCCGCAGAGUCUGGUUGGUGUCCGCAGAGUCUGGUUGGUGUCCGCAGAGUCUGGUUGGUGUCCGCAGAGUCUGGUUGGUGUCCGCAGAGUCUGGUUGGUGUCCGCAGAGUCUGGUUGGUGUCCGCAGAGUCUGGUUGGUGUCCGCAGAGUCUGGUUGGUGUCCGCAGAGUCUGGUUGGUGUCCGCAGAGUCUGGUUGGUGUCCGCAGAGUCUGGUUGGUGUCCGCAGAGUCUGGUUGGUGUCCGCAGAGUCUGGUUGGUGUCCGCAGAGUCUGGUUGGUGUCCGCAGAGUCUGGUUGGUGUCCGCAGAGUCUGGUUGGUGUCCGCAGAGUCUGGUUGGUGUCCGCAGAGUCUGGUUGGUGUCCGCAGAGUCUGGUUGGUGUCCGCAGAGUCUGGUUGGUGUCCGCAGAGUCUGGUUGGUGUCCGCAGAGUCUGGUUGGUGUCGGCAGAGUCUGGUUGGUGUCCGCAGAGUCUGGUUGGUGUCCGCAGAGUCUGGUUGGUGUCCGCAGAGUCUGGUUGGUGUCCGCAGAGUCUGGUUGGUGUCCGCAGAGUCUGGUUGGUGUCCGCAGAGUCUGGUUGGUGUCCGCAGAUCUGAUUCUCACUUGUUGUUAAAGGCCAUCAUCAACUGCAGCGUGACGCCGAGUAUGACCUUCACCAAAACGUCGCAGAAGUUUGGUCAGUGGGCGGACACCAGGGCCAACACGGUCUACGGCCUCGGCUUCAGCACCGAGCAGCAGCUGCAACAGUUCUCCGAUAAGUUCCGGGAGGUGAAGGAUGCGGCUCGUUUGGCCCGAGAGAGGUCCCAGGACAAAGACUUGGCCAACGCUGCCCUGACCAUCGCCGCCCCUCAGUUCUCGCAGGACCUGGUAGACGUGCUGCAGUCUCCUCCCACAGUGAACCUAAAUGGACCUGAGGACAAACUGUUCCGCAGUCAGAGCGCAGACUUCACCCUCGCCGCCGAGAAGGAGCGCAUCAAGAAGAUGCUGUCGGAGGGUUCGAUCUGUGAGAUGAAUCUGGAGGCGGAGCUCUUCUCUCUGCAGGACAACAACUCCAAACUGGUGGCGGCGCUACACGAAGCUAACGCUAACGUGGAGCAGUGGAAGAAGCAGCUGGCGGCGUACCAGGACGAGACCGAGAGGCUGCGAGAACAGGUGUCGGAGCUGGAGGCCGGAGGAGCAGGAGACCUCCUGAAGGACGAGCUCACUCAGAGUCUGGAGGAGCUGGAGGCGCUGCUGAAGGCCAAGGACCAGGAGAUCCACGUUCUGCAGAGUAAGAAGUCCGAGUAUCAUGACGUGGAGCACGACCGAGACCAGGCCCUGCACCGGCUGCGGGAGAUGGAGAUGAGGAACGCGGAGCUGGAGCGCCGGGUCCAGACCACGGAGCAGAACCUCCACAGCUCUCUGGACGACCGGGACCGCAUGGACAGCGAGGUGCAGCGAGCCAUCGAGAUCCUGGACGUCAAGAUCUUCGACCUGAACGACCUGCGCCAGAGUCUCUUCAAACUCAUCAGCAAGUAA